Messenger RNA from Lutra lutra (Eurasian river otter), 599 nucleotides. RefSeq names its product ATP synthase F1 subunit epsilon (gene ATP5F1E). Gene Ontology annotation, molecular function: proton-transporting ATP synthase activity, rotational mechanism. Gene Ontology annotation, biological process: proton motive force-driven mitochondrial ATP synthesis. Gene Ontology annotation, cellular component: mitochondrial inner membrane. The record is from RefSeq and is a predicted model, not a curated record. Lineage: Eukaryota; Metazoa; Chordata; Mammalia; Carnivora; Mustelidae. The transcript is spliced from 3 exons. Bases 130 to 285 code for a protein of 51 amino acids.
GAGAUUGGCAGGUCCGGAGUCCCGCCUCUUCCGGUUCCCAGGCCUGACCUUCCUGCCGCUGGGCCGUGCGCCGAGCCGACAUUGAGGCGUCCCCGUGAUUCGACCCCACGCGCCCACCCUUGCGACAUCAUGGUGGCCUACUGGCGACAGGCUGGACUCAGCUACAUCCGGUACUCCCAGAUCUGUGCAAAAGCAGUGAGAGAUGCACUGAAGGCCGAGUUCAAAGCAAAUGCUGAGAAGACUUCUGGCAGCACCGUAAAAAUUGUGAAACUGAAAAAAGAGUAAUCUAGAGUACUUGGUGCGACUUAGAAGAGAAGUUCCUGUUCAGCUAAGGCCGGGCACGUGAACCAGCAGUUUUUACAGCCAAGAGUCAAAGGUCAAACAUGAACCAUGUGAAGUGAGGCCAGAGUUAGAUUACACAGUUAGUGCAGGGGAGUCAUUGCCAUGUUCAUGUUGGAUUUUUAAGAAAACACAAAGGACUAGCAAUUGUUGAAUUUUCUUUCCUCCUAGACCCUGGGUAAAGCUUGAAAUGCUACAUUUUCCAAGGUGAAGAUGCGUGGGUCCAGGUUACGACAGAUUGAAAACGAUCUCCCUGCAUG